AUGUCUGACUGGGAAUCUUCAGAGGACGAAAUACCCACCACUGCGCCGCCUGCUCCGAUCGCGAAGAAGCCCGUGAAGAGUAAAUGGGAGGGCGAAGAUGAGGAGGACGAUGCCCCAAUCAGUGACUGGGAGGCAUCCUCGGAUGAGGAAGAGAAGCCUGCGAAACCUGCAGCAGCCGCCGCGGCACCUCCGAAGAAGAAGGGGACUCUGAAGGCGAAGCUCGCGGAGAUUGAAGCAGCAAAAGCGGCGCGUGCAGUCGCUGAAGACGAAGAGUACGAUGAGGAUGCCGUGCUCGACCCAAGGGAGAAGGCAAGAAGAGACCAGGAAAGGGAACUGCAAGCAGACCUGGCCAACGCUAGCGAACUUCUCGGUGCUGCUGCACUUGGAGGCACCUCGUCUUCGGAGCUAGACUCACUCAUCUCUGCCCAGCCUCGGACGAAGGAGGACUUUAUCAAGUUCUCGGACCAGAUUAUUGAGUUUAUCAUCAAGCGACACCAGGACAAGCCGCUGUAUGCCGCCUUCCUCGAAUACCACGUCCGCUCGUUGGCGAUUCCACUGCGAGACGUCGAGGUUCGCAAGACGGCCAGCGUGCUAACAACACUGGCGAACGAGAAGCAGAAAGAGCAGAAGGAUAAGGCUUCCGGAAAGAAAAAACCAAAGCUCUCUGCGAAGCCGGUCCUUGGUGCAGCUAAACUGGCAAACAAGAUUGACACGACGGCGUACGACGAGGCGCUGGAUGACUUUGCAGACAAUGAUUUCAUGUAG
This is a messenger RNA of Laetiporus sulphureus 93-53, 765 nucleotides long. Its product is annotated as translation initiation factor eIF3 subunit. Bases 1 to 765 code for a protein of 254 amino acids. Lineage: Eukaryota; Fungi; Basidiomycota; Agaricomycetes; Polyporales; Laetiporaceae. The transcript is spliced from 5 exons. Gene Ontology annotation, cellular component: eukaryotic translation initiation factor 3 complex; cytoplasm. Gene Ontology annotation, molecular function: translation initiation factor activity. The record is from RefSeq and is a predicted model, not a curated record.